Molecule: messenger RNA, 531 nt
Organism: Knipowitschia caucasica
Lineage: Eukaryota; Metazoa; Chordata; Actinopteri; Gobiiformes; Gobiidae
Source: the annotation of a GenBank genome assembly
AUGCUUGCGCAGGUGACAUGGAGCACCAUACCGAGCUGGGAGGAGAGCUACAAGCUGCGUUUGGUCCUCAACAACGCUGUCAUUCCACGGCUGCAGGCCUGGCGUGCCAUCGCUGACAUCGAAGGCAAAUCUGAGGACGAGAAGGAUAAGAAUUUGGCCCUCAACCAUCUUAAAAAGAUCGGAAAUGAGAUCACAGAACUCUGUGGGAGUCUGCUGGAUUCGAUCUACUCCCUCCUGCGAUCUGAGAGAGAUCCAGAAGCAAUAGUCUUCUAUUCGACAAUGGGAGGAGACUUCUGCAGAUACAUGAGAGAGGCUCAGUACCUGGAGGCCUCACACCCCCUCCGCCUCACCCUGGUCCUGCACCUCUCUGACUUCUACUACGAAGACGUCCACCUUCGGGCCGAGGUCAUCGAUAUGGCCCAAGACGCCGUGAUCGAGGCCAGUAAGCUGCUGGAAAAGGCUCCGAACCAAGAAAGCAGCGUGAUCGUGCAGCAGUUUAAAGACAGGCUCAGUCUCUGGACGCCGCUCUAG